Molecule: messenger RNA, 1369 nt
Organism: Ectocarpus sp. CCAP 1310/34
Lineage: Eukaryota; Phaeophyceae; Ectocarpales; Ectocarpaceae
Source: the annotation of a GenBank genome assembly
GAAUUCGUACGUCGCCUAAACCCAAGUGCUGCGCAAAAAGACUUCUGACUUGGUAAACAGCAACAUCGCGUCUGCGGGUCCUCGUCCUCGCUACCACAGCAACCAGCACAGGGCAGGCGGACUCGCAUCGUUUUCUUGUCUAGGAUGGCUCUGAUUGAACCUGGCACGGCCUCAAGCGGUGGGCCAAGCCCGGAGACUAGCUCGCUUCCUCGAAUCGGCUCGCGGACCUUCCGAAUACCAGGUACCUCGGGCGAGUCCGCGCGGGAUAGGGUGGACUUGGAAGAGUUCAAAGCGCGCUUGACAGAAGGGUUCAACCUCAUCAAGCAUAGCAGAUCGGGAAAAGCGAGCAAUCGUGUCAUUUACACCGUGGAUAAUGGAGUCCACUUCCGCAUGGCGAAGGGCAAGAAGGGGUCGCUCUCCAAGCUGUCUCUCGGCACUCAGGAGUUUUCCUUGUUAUCGUUGGCACAGGUGCGCAUGGGCACAGACAAGGACCCAGAGCACGAGGACAAGACCGGGUCGAAUCCGCUGCGCCAGGGAUGCCCUACGGAGGAGGACCUCCGAAAGGGCUUCAGCCUUGUAUACCUCUCCAGGACGCUUGAUUUCUCGUGCGAGUCGGAAGACGAAAUGCACUACAUCGUCAACGGCUUCCGGGCAAUGGUGGCGGAGACGUUGGCCGCGGGGGCGGGCUCGUCGGCGUUCGGCAGCCAAUCGUGGGUCAGAAAAGAGAGUCGCUGAGGCACCAGGGGGGGGAAGGGGGGCGGGCAUUGUGUGCAAGUGUGCAGCUGGACGGCAGGGGGGGGGGAGGGGGGGAGGCGAAGCAUACCCUUAUGGGGGGUAAGGGAUGACUCCUGGUGGUAUCCCAACUGCUUAGCGUGCGGAGCGUGUGAGUGAGUGAACGGGUGAGUUUUGGAAACUGUUGAGGCUGACUUGGCUUUUCGUCAGAGGAAGGCUGCCGGCCGUGCCAAUAUUUUUGGGUCGACGACCACCGCCGUUCCAACAGAUCACGGUGCAGAACAUAGAUGCCAACGCGACGUGUUCCCUGUGUUGCCCCGCAUUUUUUGGUCGCGUUCCUAUCGGCUGAAGGCUUGUGGCUCUCACUCACCCUCUCUCUUAUCCUGGCAGUUUAUUUUCCGCCCUGGGGGAUAGAGUGGGAGUAGACGUCCUUCCCUCUUCAAGUUUAUCGCGGUGGUGAAAGACAUCAUGUCGAAGGAGGGGAGGGAGAGAGUCGACGUCGAUCGCUUCUGUUUGCCCUCGCCUAUUAGGGCGGUUUGGCGGCGGCAGCGGUGAUUUAGAGGGCGGGUAGAGGCAGGCACUACUACCUGCGUGUGAGGGGUGGUGGGUUGAGUUGGAAGUCUCGUGGCGAUAUUUG